AUGAAGUUUGCUUUAGCUGCCGCCGCGGCCUCGGCCCUCUUGGGCCAGGUCAUCGCGGAUGUUGAUCCGAUCGUUAUCAAGGUAUUACCGCUGUUGAUAUACUAUGGCGGAGCUGACAAGUUAGGGCUCGAAAUUCUUCUACUCCAGCAACAACACCCAAUUCUACAUCCGCGGUGUCGCCUACCAACGUAUGCUCAUCCUCCAGUUACUCAAGCACCACUAACAGCAGAAGAGGACUACACUGCCAACAGCACCGACUCCUCGGACAGCAGCUACACCGACCCGCUGGCCGACGAAACCACCUGCAAGCGCGACAUCCCCGUCCUGCAAGACCUCAACACCAACACCAUCCGCGUCUACGCCCUCGACCCAACCAAGAACCACACAACAUGCAUGAACCUGCUCGCCGACGCAGGCAUCUACGUCAUCGCCGACCUCUCCGACCCGUCUGACUCAAUUGACCGCUCCGAUCCCCGCUGGGAACUCUCCUUGUACAACCGGUACACGAGCGUCAUCGACGCCAUGGCCGGCUUCAGCAACACCCUCGGCUUCUUCGCGGGUAACGAGGUCUCCAACACCGUCGCCACCACCGACGCCAGCGCCUUCGUGAAGGCCGCCGUCCGCGACAUGAAGUCGUACAUCAAGGCCCAGAACUACAGAUCCGGCCUCGGCGUUGGCUACGCCACCAACGACGACAAGAGCAUCCGCGAGCAGCUGGCCGAUUACUUCAACUGCCACGAGGAAGACGAGAGCGUCGACUUCUGGGGCUACAACAUCUACUCCUGGUGCGGCGACAGCUCGUACUCGGCUUCCGGGUACAAGGACCGCACGGAGGAGUUCGCCAACUACUCUGUCCCCGUCUUCUUCGCCGAGUACGGCUGCAACGAGGUCACGCCGCGCACGUUCACGGAGAUCGCGGCGCUCUUCGGCGACAAGAUGAAUGACGUCUGGUCCGGCGGUAUCGUGUACAUGUAUUUCCAGGAGGACAACGACUACGGCCUCGUCUCCGUCGUCGACAGCACCUCCGUCUCCACAAUGGCCGACUACAAGUACUACUCAUCGCAAAUCAACUCCGUCUCCCCCUCUGGCACAAACAAAGCCAGCUACACGCCCACCAACACCGCGCUCCAAUCCUGCCCCACCGUAACAAGCGGCUCGUGGCUCGCAAAAGCCACACCCCUGCCCCCAACCCCCAACAGCGAUCUGUGCUCGUGCAUGGACGCCACAAACGCCUGCGUCGCCGACAGCUCGCUGAGCAGCGACGACAUCGGCACGCUCUUCGGCGUCGUGUGCGGCAUGACCGAGUGCACGGGCGUCAGCGCGAACGGCACGACCGGCUCCUACGGCGCGUACGGGAUGUGCCAGCCGAAGCAGCAGCUUAACUGGGCGCUUAACAAGUAUUAUUCCGAGCAGGGGAGUGCGGCGUCCGCUUGUAGCUUUGAUGGCUCCGCCACUACGACGGCGACUACGGCGGCGACGGGGAGUUGCUCGAGUAUGAUGAGCCAGGCGGGGACUGAUGGGACGGGGACUGUUACGGCGACGAGCACCGGGAGUAGCGCUGAGACUACGGGGACGGAGACCUCUGGGGCGGAUGUGCUGAAUGUCGGGGUGGGUGCUGGGGCUGGUGGGUUUGUUGUUGCUGUGCUGGGGUACCUUCUUUAG
This is a messenger RNA of Aspergillus mulundensis, 1662 nucleotides long. RefSeq names its product glycoside hydrolase family 72 protein. Gene Ontology annotation, molecular function: 1,3-beta-glucanosyltransferase activity. The coding region runs from base 1 to 1662 and encodes 553 amino acids. Gene Ontology annotation, biological process: fungal-type cell wall (1->3)-beta-D-glucan biosynthetic process. The transcript has 3 exons. Gene Ontology annotation, cellular component: cytoplasm; fungal-type cell wall. The record is from RefSeq and is a predicted model, not a curated record. NCBI's taxonomy places the organism in Eukaryota, Fungi, Ascomycota, Eurotiomycetes, Eurotiales, Aspergillaceae.